This is a messenger RNA of Aplosporella prunicola CBS 121167, 2160 nucleotides long. RefSeq lists its product as uncharacterized. Gene Ontology annotation, cellular component: nucleus. Gene Ontology annotation, molecular function: zinc ion binding; transcription cis-regulatory region binding; DNA-binding transcription factor activity, RNA polymerase II-specific. The record is from RefSeq and is a predicted model, not a curated record. The coding region runs from base 1 to 2160 and encodes 719 amino acids. Gene Ontology annotation, biological process: positive regulation of transcription by RNA polymerase II. NCBI's taxonomy places the organism in Eukaryota, Fungi, Ascomycota, Dothideomycetes, Botryosphaeriales, Aplosporellaceae. The transcript has 3 exons.
AUGAGCGCCCUACCCCGCAAUCGAUCUCUCAAUGGAUGCGACACUUGCCGCACUCGCCACGUAAAAUGCGAUGAGAAGCGUCCGGCAUGUGACAUGUGUCAACGAAGUCAUCUGGUAUGCCGAGGAUAUCAGUCGCGCGUGCAAUUCCUGUUCGACGGUAUGACAAACGGCGUCGUCGCCGACAGGCUAGAUGACACGCGCUUCCGCCGGCCGCUUUUCACGGAAAUGGAGCGACAGGAGAUGAGCGACUACAUGCGGGCGAGCAUGGGUCGCACCCCGGCGAGUAAGGCCUUGACAAGCUUGGACGAGCAGUCUCAACGCUGGCAGUACUUGCACGAGGAUGAGCUCUCUAUUGCCCACGGACCGUUCUCAGUCUUAAAGCUAGCUCAGGCUCCCACAACGCCAAAGCAGGUUCAAGUGCCAGAAGUCGAGUUUUCGGAGUACAUAAGCCCGCCCGGAACUGAUUCCCCGCGGCCUCUCCAACUAGAAACUGCAGAGGGCACUUCGAAUUCACCAGAUCAUCUUCUGGAAAUGGCCUUGGGAGGUGACACCACCCUGGACUUACUGGAAUUGAUGGACUCAGACUUCAAUGAAGCCUUUCCUGACACUGCGUCUCUUUUUACCGACCUGCAUGCGGUUGGCCAAGCGGACGAUGGCUUGCUACCAUCUGCCGGUCUCCUUGAUAUUCCAAAUCAUUCCAUGGCUGAACAAGCGCAUCACGGCUUGUUACCGUCGCCCAUUCCUCCCUCGCUUCCCUUGACUACUCUCUCUGAGCGCUUAGUGCCUCAAGAUGCAGGCUUUCUUCUCAUGCACUACAAAGACCACAUUAUAAAGCUGCUAUCCCCCCUCAAAUAUCAUCGCAAAACGCCUUGGAACGUCCUGCAGUUGCCCUGCGCAAUGAACACAUUUGCAGAGCUAACACUAGGUAACCAUCCUAACAACGCAAGGAAUGCCGUUUUCAAUGGGUUGCUGGCCAUCAGUGCCUUCAACUUCACCAAUGCAUCUUCUGGAGACGCAGUGACUUACUGGAAGGGCGUAGGCGACCUUUACAAAAGACGAGCGCACGAAUUCUUGAAGCUUUCGUUGAGGCAUGAGGUAUCGGAACCCAAGAGGGCGAAGUACAAAGAAGUGUUGAUGGCAAUGUUGUCAAUGGUGACACUUUCGAUUCUGGUCGGGGACAUCGAAAGCACGCGAUCUUAUCUUUUGGACGCUGAACGAUUGGUAUGUUUCAAAGGUGUACAGAAGCCCAAAAAGUCCAGAAAAACAAGGCUUCUCCACCACUACUAUGGGUACACACGACUUUUCUUCGAAAGCACCUCGGUAUCCGCAGGCACUACUAGAGCGAUACGUAAUGAGGCCAGGAUGAGGGAUGAGAUCAGGCAAUUCCAACCUAGUACCGUCUUUCGAUUCUCGGACUGGGGCUUCAACGAAGAACAGCGAAUGCUGGAAGACAAAAACCCAGAACUUGGACAAAACGACAUGCACCUUGAACUCCCAGGAAAGUGGGAUCUAACCAUGUAUCCGCACAUAUAUGGUAUUCCGGAAACAUUCUUGUUUCUUCUCUCGCAAGCGACACGGCUCGGCAAUGAACGGGAGGCGAUGGAGGCUCACCCGGAUGACUAUCCUGCCACGAGCGUAAACACUCUGUUUCAGUGUGUGAAAGCAGUCGAGAAGCACAUUUUUGAAUGGGCGCCACCAGCUUGUGGUUAUCCAGAAGGUUACGAUGCUACGGUUGAUCCUAGCUUGCUCGACUCAAAUCGCCGUGUCGUACACCACUUGCUUCUUUCCCUGCACCAAGCACUCAUUAUAUUCUUUUACCGGCGGGUGUACGAUGUGAACCCGAUGAUUCUCCAACAAUAUGCCGAACAGACAAUUUAUCAUCUCAAAAAGAUUGAAGAGGAAGACCAAGCAACAGGAGGUUAUACAGCUGGUACUGUCUGGCCUGGAUUUAUUGCCGGCUGCGAAGCUCUCAGCACACAACUCCAGGAGAAAUUCUCAUUGUGGUUCAAGAGCUCUGCAACAGCGAGUGGACUGCCCGUUUUCGGUACGGCCAAAAAGAUUGCAGAAGGCGUCUGGACGAAGAGGGUCCAAGGAGGCGACAACAACAUCAGUUGGCCAACGUUAAUGCGAGAACAACAUUUGACCAUAUUGUGUAGCUGA